Molecule: messenger RNA, 1179 nt
Organism: Eremothecium cymbalariae DBVPG#7215
Lineage: Eukaryota; Fungi; Ascomycota; Saccharomycetes; Saccharomycetales; Saccharomycetaceae
Exons: 1
Coding region: 1-1179 (392 amino acids)
Source: RefSeq, a predicted model, not a curated record
AUGUAUUCGGGAGACGAGCAUAGCGUUCUUUACGAUGGUUCCAAUUAUUCGGUCGACUCCGGGGAUACCCUGGUGAGCCCUUACACGUAUACCUACGUGGGCAGGAGUAAGACGCCCGUGAUGAUGAACAAGACUCAAAAGAGAGCUGAAGUAUCUGAAAAAUGGAUGAAACUUCUGGUUUCAGAUGUGGAUGCGUCUGAGCUAGAUGACAUCAUCUAUAAUAGCGCGGUUUCCCACCGUUGCAUAGAUACCCUUGGUAGGGUUCUGCGUAGCAUGACCGGCAGAUCCCAAAUCACGGGUGAACUAGCAAUGUUUCAAGAAGCCUGGGACUUGAAAUGUUACGAGGGCCAUGAGUUGGAUUUUCCCUUACUUAAUAUUCCAAUUAAAGUUAACAUCCUUUCGACCCUCGUCAGCAUUCUUGCUGACUACAGAAAUUCUCAGUACAAAAUGUCACUGGAACAGCUCACUACCGUCCUGCAGUAUCUCAACAAGCUAAUACAGGCAUCCAAUCUCGACGGAGGGUUAAGCCAGCAGCGUUCCCUUCCGGAUCUAGACUACUUUGAUGUCCAAUCCAGACCCAGCAGAGAGUAUGCCCCCUCAAAGACCUCAGUCGACAACAGUCAAAUCACAUCCCUACCCAGAAGCCGUACUCUUUCCUCGGAUAACCAAUCCACCAAGGCACCCCCAACGGACAGUUUAGACGGUGCCUCUGUCUACAGCGACCACAGCAUAGCCGUCUCCGUCCAAAAAGUCAAGAGGGGUCUUUUCAACAAGCUCAUGCCAAGAAGGAAGGCCAGUAACAUCAAGCAGCCGCCCAACUCAAACUCCCCGGCACCCUCCUCAGCAACCCCCCGUUUCCGUCACCUCUCAUCCUCCAUCAGAAGUCACAACAGACACAGCUCCUACACCCCUUCCUUCCACAGGAACAGCAUCGACCGUUACCAACUCCACACCGUCCAAAACGAUGCAAGCUUCAAGAAGCAGAAUCUCGAGAGCAUGGCCAAGUACCGCCACCUCAUCCACGCUCUCCACACCGAGCUGAGCAAGUUCGACCAAACCCAGAAAAACGACAUUCUUUUCUCCUUCGUCAACAAGAGCAUCAACACCUUCAUAGUCUACGACUGCAGAGCCCUGGUCUACGCGUCCGUCAACUCCAGACUGAUGGCCAAAAUCACGUGA